AUGGAUCCCAAUAGCAAUAGUGUCGGUAACAAUAACGCCAAUGGUAAUCCGAUGAACAACCGACUACACUUGAAUUUCGGAAACGACAGAUUCGCCCCAAACGAUCGUGCAUACCCAACAACCCCAUCAACAUUUCCAAAUCCAAUAUUUCCAGGUGGAGGACAAGGUCAAGCUCAGCAACCACAACAACAACAGCAACAGCAAGCUCAACAAGGCGCACAGCAACCCUAUAACCAAGGAUUCGCACCUCCCGCAGGAUACUUCAUGAAUAACCAAUACCCCCCGUCAGGCUACCCGCAACAACAGGUUCCUGCUGGGUAUCAACAACAGCAACAACAACAGCAACCCUACCAACAAAGAUCCGUCAAUUUACAAAAUGACGCCACGAAUGGUUUGGCCCAUCAGUUCUCCCACCAAAAUCUAGGUGGUGGCAGGGGCUCACCAUAUGGUAAUCGUCAAGCAUCGCCGGGUCAAAGACCAAGAACUGCUGGAGCACCAACCCAACAGCAAGGUUACUCGAGCUACUUAAAUCCUAUGCCCACUCAAGCUUCGCAGCAAAUUCGUCCAGAAUUUCAGCCAGCUCCAGAGAGGAACCCGGACCGAUAUGGCAAUUUGACACAAAACAACCAAAAAAAGUGCUCGCAAUUGGCUGCAGACUUCUUCAAAGACAGUGUCAAGAGGGCCAGAGAUCGAAACGUUAGACAAAGCGAGAUGGAACAACGACUGGCUGACCCCAAUCAAUCCCAAUCACGCCGAGAACAAACUUGGUCAAAUGCAGGCAAGCAAGAGGGCAAAUAUUUACGAUUUUUACGCACCAGGGACCGACCAGACAAUUACAACACGUUGAAGAUCAUUGGAAAAGGAGCCUUUGGAGAAGUCAAAUUAGUGCAAAAGAAGCAAGAUGGCAAAGUUUAUGCUAUGAAAUCUUUAAUUAAGACUGAGAUGUUCAAGAAGGAUCAGUUAGCACACGUUCGUGCUGAAAGAGAUAUCUUGGCCGAGUCCGACAGUCCUUGGGUUGUUAAGCUCUUCACGACCUUUCAAGAUCAGGAUUUCCUUUACAUGUUGAUGGAAUUCUUGCCAGGAGGAGAUUUGAUGACUAUGCUUAUCAAAUAUGAGAUCUUUUCGGAAGAUAUCACAAGAUUUUACAUUGCGGAAAUUGUACUCGCCAUCGAAGCUGUACAUAAGCUUGGCUUUAUUCAUCGUGAUAUCAAACCCGACAACAUCUUGCUUGAUCGAGGUGGACAUGUUAAAUUAACUGAUUUUGGUUUAUCCACCGGUUUCCAUAAACUCCACGACAAUUCAUACUACCAGCAAUUGUUGCAAGGAAAAUCGAAUAAGCCAAGAAACAACAGACAAUCAGUCAAUCUUGACGAGAUCAAUCUCACAGUCAGUAACCGAAGCGUCAUCAAUGACUGGAGGAAGUCCCGAAGAGUUAUGGCUUACUCAACUGUUGGUACACCUGAUUAUAUCGCUCCAGAAAUUUUCAGUGGACAUGGUUAUUCUUAUGAUUGCGAUUGGUGGAGUCUUGGUACGAUCAUGUUCGAAUGUCAAGUCGGAUGGCCUCCUUUCUGUGCCGAAGAUGCACAUGAUACGUAUCGAAAGAUUGUCGCCUGGCGUACAAAUUUGUACUUUCCCGAGGAUGUUCAACUUGGACCGGAAGCCGAGAACCUCAUCCGAAGUCUUGUUUGUAACUCAGAAAAUCGACUUGGCCGAGUGUCAGCGGAUGAAAUCAAGAACCCACAAAAUUUUUCCCGGGGUGUCAUAUUUGAUACCUUUUACUCCCGCAUCCCGUGCUCCCAUUCCAAGCCCUAA
Molecule: messenger RNA, 1812 nt
Organism: Sclerotinia sclerotiorum 1980 UF-70
Lineage: Eukaryota; Fungi; Ascomycota; Leotiomycetes; Helotiales; Sclerotiniaceae
Exons: 4
Coding region: 1-1812 (603 amino acids)
Biological process (GO): peptidyl-serine phosphorylation; intracellular signal transduction
Molecular function (GO): ATP binding; protein serine/threonine kinase activity
Source: RefSeq, a predicted model, not a curated record